Messenger RNA from Aspergillus homomorphus CBS 101889, 390 nucleotides. RefSeq lists its product as uncharacterized. The coding region runs from base 1 to 390 and encodes 129 amino acids. The record is from RefSeq and is a predicted model, not a curated record. The transcript has a single exon. NCBI's taxonomy places the organism in Eukaryota, Fungi, Ascomycota, Eurotiomycetes, Eurotiales, Aspergillaceae.
AUGAAGCCCUCGACGAUCGUUCUUUGUCUUGUCCCGACGAUAGCCCUCGCCGCCGACGCCGACCGGGCACCUUCUCCCACCCCCUCCCUGCCGAAUACCACCCCGCCUGCACCCUUACCAGAGAUUCAAAUCCGGCCCGACCAGGAAACUGUGCUGGGGAUCCCACAAGACAUCCGUCAAUGGCAGGAGCGGGAGAUACAGGCCAGCGAGGAUACCGGUGCGGACCAAGGGUUGACUCUCGAUAGCGGACUGGGGACGCUGGCCGCCUCCUCCUCGAGGGACACCAAGGCUCUGCGUGCUCGCAGUGAAGGAACCCUCGGACAGACGCCGUGGAUUGGAAUGGCCAUCGGCUUGACCUGUACCGCGCUGGCGGCAGUUAUGCUGGGUUGA